This is a messenger RNA of Labrus bergylta (ballan wrasse), 1786 nucleotides long. It is a transcript of the gene akr1b1.2, whose product is annotated as aldo-keto reductase family 1, member B1 (aldose reductase), tandem duplicate 2. The record is from RefSeq and is a predicted model, not a curated record. Gene Ontology annotation, cellular component: cytosol. Lineage: Eukaryota; Metazoa; Chordata; Actinopteri; Labriformes; Labridae. Gene Ontology annotation, molecular function: aldose reductase (NADPH) activity.
GAAUUAAUAGGCAUCAUUAAUCGAUCGACGAUCCCCGAGUUCUCUUCACGGUGGUUCUGCUCUCUGCUCGACUCUUACAACCGCUCGUCUUUUAGAGAAAUGGCAACAACAGUGAAGCUCAACACCGGUGCCCAAUGUCCCAUUGUGGGACUGGGCACGUGGAAGUCGACCGAAGGGAAGGUCACAGAGGCCGUGAAAGCCGCCAUCUCGGCCGGCUACCGGCACAUUGAUGGAGCGUUCAUCUACCAGAACGAGACAGAGGUUGGAGAGGGGGUCCAAGCCAUGAUCAAGGAUGGCGUGGUCAAGAGAGAAGAUCUUUUCAUGGUUAGCAAGCUGUGGUGCACUUUUCAUGGAAAAUCCCUGGUGAGACAAGCCUGCGAGAAGACCCUAAGUGAUCUUAAACUGGACUAUCUAGACCUCUAUCUAGUGCACUGGCCCAUGGGAUUCAAGGCUGGCAGUGAGCUUUUCCCUCUGGAUAGCGCAGGAGAGACAAUCAGUGAUGAGACUUCCCUCCUGGAGACAUGGGAGGGAAUGGAGGAGCUGGUGGAUGCAGGUUUGGUCAAAGCUAUCGGGGUGUCCAACUUCAACAAGGCACAGAUUGAAGCUAUCCUCAACAAGCCAGGGCUCAAAUACAAACCUGCCAACAACCAGGUCGAGUGUCAUCCAUACCUGACCCAGGAGAAGCUGAUCGACUUCUGCCACUCUCAGGGCAUCUCGGUGACGGCUUACAGCCCCCUGGGCUCCCCUGACAGACCCUGGGCUAAACCUGGAGACCCCUCACUGCUGGAAGAUCCCAACAUCAAAGCCAUUGCUGAGAAGCACAAGAAGACACCUGCCCAGGUCCUGAUCCGCUUCCACGUCCAGAGAAACGUGAUCGUGAUCCCCAAGUCGGUCACACCUCACCGCAUUCAGGAGAAUUUCCAGGUGUUUGACUUUAAACUAUCUGAGGAGGAAAUGAAAGCCAUAUUAGGAUUUAACAGGAACUGGAGAGUCUGUCCCAUGCAAUCGAGCACAAAGCACAAGGACUACCCGUUUAAUGCUGAGUUCUGAAGUGGAAAAAUGCAGAGUUUCCACAGGAGUUCACCUCUCCAACUUCUCCAAGACUCGCUUUGCUCUUCUUUUGAGUGGUUUGCAAAAGAAGUGUAGCCUUGUAGCAGACUUUCAAUGACCUGUUACCUGUUUAACUUACCAACACUGCCUCCAAACACUCCAAAAUGAUUUUUACAUCAAAUAAGAGAUGCUCACUGAUCCAGUCUAAGGCCAUUAUGUGUUUGUGGUUUGUACUAGAACAGAAGUAUGUGCCAUAAACAUAAAUCAAUAUUUUUGAAGUGAGUAAUCAUUCAGGGUUGAUUCUUAACACACAAUCACUUCGUUUAUACAUUUUAUUUGAGGUUUGACUUGAAAACUGACAAAAGUACGUACAGUACAUUCUGAUAUAUCCAAACUGAAGAUUUGAUCAGCGCUUGUUUUACAUGCAUUUGCCUUAAGAUACAUCAUAAGAGCUCUUCUCAUGUAGCUUUAUGCUAUUCCUACACUUUCACUCGGUAAGCUGGUUUCCAUUUGUCUCUUGACUGCAAAAACUGCAAAAUAAAAAGCACUAAAUCAUCUCUGUUACAAAAACAUGUUGCCUCGACAACGAUGACUUAAAGCACUUCCCUAUGUUACUUGUGAGUCACAUGUGACACUUUAAAAUCAUGUGUGUUUAGACUCUUACAAAAUUCCUCCUUUCACUUCCUGGUUGGGCUGUUUUUCAAACACUGAAAUAAAGUCUUGUGGGGAAAUUACA